CACAACCAGAACGCAAGACGAGAGAGUGUCAGUGCGUGCAUAUGAGCGCAUUUCCAGCCACUCAGCCAACCAACAAAAGCAUUCAUCAAGCGUCCUCACUUGCCUCACAUCACAUCACUUGAUACCAGCGAUAGCAGCCAGCGACAGCUACUCGACGUGACAAGAAAGAAGGCAACGAUGAGCGAGCCACGCAAGUUUGAUCUCCUGGUGCUUGGCGGCGGCAGCGGCGGCCUUGGCUGCGCUCGCCGUGCCGCUGAGUUUGGCACAAAGGCGGCCAUCGUGGAGAUGGGCCGCAUUGGCGGCACCUGCGUGAACGUGGGCUGCGUGCCAAAGAAGGUCAUGUACUACGCUGCCACCGUGGCUGAGACGCUGCACGACGCCAACGAGUACGGCUUCGACGUGACGAUGAACGGGCCCUUCGACUGGGCCAAGCUCAAGAAGAAGCGCGACGCGUACAUCAAGCGCCUCAACGGCAUCUACGACCGCAACCUGGAGAAGGGCGAGAUUGAGAAGAUUGUGGGGCGGGCCAAGUUCGUGGACGCCAAGACGGUGGACGUGGACGGGCAGCUGUACACGGCGGACCACAUUGUCGUGGCGACCGGCGGGUUCCCGACCAUGCCGCAGGUCCCCGGCAUCGACCACGCGAUCAACAGCGACGGGUUCUUCGAGCUUGAGGAGCUGCCGAAGAAGUCUGUCGUGUGCGGCGCCGGGUACAUUGCCAUUGAGAUGGCCGGCAUCCUCAACGCCCUCGGCAGCGAUGUCACCCUCUGUAUCCGCCACGAGGAGUUCCUGCGGACGUUUGAUCCGCUUGUCCGGGAAGUGGUGAUGGAGGAGAUGACCAAAGCCGGCGUCAAGAUUCUCAAGAACUCUUGCAUCAGCAGCAUUGAGAAGACCGACAGCGGCCUCAAUGCCAAGUUCGCUGUCAAGGGAGAAGAGCACGUCAUCUCUGGCUGCGACACGGUGCUGAUGGCCAUCGGCCGCCGCCCGCUCACGGACAUCGGCCUCGACAAGGCGGGUGUGAAGCUGACGCACAAGGGCCACAUUGCUGUUGACGAGUGGCAGCAGACGUCGGCUGCGAAUGUGUAUGCGCUCGGUGAUGUGUGCGGCAAGUUCGAGCUCACCCCAGUUGCGAUUGCGACGGGGCGGAAGCUUGCGCACCGGCUGUUUGAGCCGAACCCCAAGUCGAAGCAGGACUUUGAGUGCAUCCCCACGGUGGUGUUCAGCCACCCGCCAACGGGCACGUGCGGCAUGACGGAGGACGAGGCGAAGGACGCCUUUGGUGCCGACAACAUCAAGAUUUACAAGACACGCUUCACCCCAAUGUACCACGCGAUGAUGGAGCGGAAGACGACGACGGCGAUGAAGCUUGUCUGCGCCGGCCCCGAGGAGCGGGUUGUUGGACUGCACAUGGUUGGUCUUGGCUGUGAUGAGAUGCUGCAGGGCUUUGGCGUUGCCAUGAAGAUGGGCGCAACAAAGGCCCAGUUUGACUCGUGCGUUGCCAUCCACCCCACCUCGUCCGAAGAACUGGUCACCAUGCGCUGAUCUUUGUGUGUUCAAUGUUUGUUAUUGUGUGAAUUGAUAUGCUGUUCACCACACGACAGCACGUCGUGCACUCGUGUCUUCCUCUCUCUCUCUCUCUCUCUCUCUCUUCCCCUGUCUUGCUUUGCAGUUGUAUUUGUUUGAGUUGCACUUGUUUGCUCUUUUGCCGUUUGUUCAUCACAGCUUGUGAUGUGAUGUGAUUGGGCGUGAUGUUGCGCCACUCUCAUUUCGGUAAUGGGUUGUCGUCGUCACUUGUAUUGGUGUGCGUUUGGAAGCAUUGCCAUUUGUGCAACAGGACAAUGCACGGGUCAACACUCGACAGUCCCAUCCACUUUCAUUCCGUCACUCGCUCCAUCAAAUCAAUUACGCAACCCGUUGUCGCCAUCCAGAAACAUGUGUGGUGUUUGUGCAGGUCAGCAUGUCAC
This is a messenger RNA of Salpingoeca rosetta, 1964 nucleotides long. Its product is annotated as glutathione reductase. Gene Ontology annotation, cellular component: mitochondrion; cytosol. The record is from RefSeq and is a predicted model, not a curated record. The transcript has 10 exons. Gene Ontology annotation, molecular function: glutathione-disulfide reductase (NADPH) activity; flavin adenine dinucleotide binding; NADP binding. Gene Ontology annotation, biological process: cellular response to oxidative stress; glutathione metabolic process; cell redox homeostasis. NCBI's taxonomy places the organism in Eukaryota, Choanoflagellata, Craspedida, Salpingoecidae. Bases 178 to 1542 code for a protein of 454 amino acids.